GACAGCGUUACUUCGUGCUGCGGCACCGCCGCCGGAAGUGUAUGUCAAACGGGUUAAAAGCCAGUUGACGAAGGCUAGCUAACCGUAGCUGUCAGCCGGGUCCAGUCAUUGUGUAGGGAUGGAGGUUACACGGAAAAAUUAUAAAGACUGCUUAAACACUGUGUACAGCGCGAUAGAAGAGGCUGACUUCCUUGCCAUCGAUGGGGAAUUUUCAGGGAUAAGCGACGGUCCUAAUGUCAGUGCACUAACCAAUGGACUGGACACACCGGAAGAGCGAUACACGAAGCUUAAAAAGCAUUCCAUGGACUUCCUCUUGUUCCAGUUUGGUUUGUGUACCUUCAAGUACGACCAGGCAAAGUCAAAGUACAUCACAAAGCCCUUUAACUUUUAUAUAUUCCCUAAACCGUUCAACAGGACAUCUCCUGACAUAAAGUUCAUCUGUCAAAGUUCCAGUAUCGACUUCCUGGCCAGUCAGGGAUUUGACUUCAACAAGGUGUUCUGUCACGGAAUCCCCUACCUAAAUCAGGAAGAGGAAGCCCAGCUGAGAGAGCAGACAGAGGAGAGGAGGAAUCAGCAUGCCAAUGGUGUAGGGACACCAUCCUUUAUCUCCCCAUCAUCCUCCAAAGGCUCUUCACAUGUACCUGAGGAACAUAAAGAUUUCAUCAACAAAGUUGUCGAGAAGGUUGAGGCCCUCAUGGUUAACUCUGAGAAGACUUUGGACCUGGAACCAUGCACUGGAUUUCAGCGAAAGCUGAUAUACCAGACGCUGAACUGGAAGUUUCCAAAGGGCCUGCACGUGGAAACUGUGGAAACAGAAAAGAAGGAGCGAUACAUACAAAUCAGUAAAGUUGACGAGGAGGAGAGGAAGCGGAGGGAGCAGCAGAAACUAGAGAAAGAGCAGGAGGAGCUAAAUGACGCUGUUGGUUUCUCCAGAGUCAUCCAUGCCAUCUCAAAGUCUGGUAAACUGGUUGUCGGCCACAACAUGCUCUUGGAUGUGAUGCACACCAUCCAUCAGUUUUACUGUCCUCUGCCUGAGGAUAUUCAAGACUUUAAAGAAGUUACAAUGUGCGUCUUCCCAAGACUUCUAGACACCAAAUUGAUGGCUUCCACUCAGCCAUUUAAGGAGUUGAUCACAAAUACUUCUCUGGCAGAGUUGGAGAAGCAGCUGAAGGAGAGCCCCUUCAAGUCACCACAAGUUGAAACAGCAGAGGGCUUCCCCAGCUAUGACACAGCCCAGGAGCAGCUCCAUGAGGCGGGUUAUGAUGCCUACAUCACUGGCCUUUGUUUCAUCGCCAUGGCCAAUUAUCUGGGUUCUUUCUUGACUCCGCCCAAAGCAUACAUCUCAGCUCGUUCCAAAUUAAUUGAGCCUUUCUUCAAUAAGCUUUUUCUGAUGAGGAUUAUAGAUAUACCCUACCUCAACAUCACAGGACCGGAUUUGCAACCCAAGAGAGACCAUGUCCUGUACGUCACCUUCCCAAAAGAAUGGAAGACUAGUGACCUCUACCAGCUCUUUAGUGCCUUUGGGAACAUCCAGGUUUCAUGGAUAGAUGACACGUCUGCCUUUGUGUCCCUAAGUCAGACGGACCAGGUACAGAUAGCUAUGAACACCAGCCGCUAUGCAGAGAGCUACAAGAUCCAGACAUAUGCAGAGUACAUCCAGGGAAAGCAGCAGGAAAAGGAGAAGCAGACAACCAAAACAUGGGGAGAAGACAGUUGGGUGAAGCCUCACUACACCUGCUCCACCACUUCUGGGUUUGGAUAUUCCAGGAUGAGGAAGCGAAGCAUCAGUCCCAUGCAGGGAGAGCAGGGAGCUGAUGAUGCUCAAAUUACAGAUGGCUGGAGUCACUACUCUUACCCCGAUACCACAGGCACCAAGAAGAUGAAAACUGAUGAUGCGGCAAAUACUAAAGCUGUCGAGAGUAAGACAUCCGAGGGAUGGCUGAAGACGACGGAUCUAUCAGAUUCACCUGGGCUAAGUCCAGCCCCUGAUGAUGAGAAAAGCCCAGAGGGUACAAAUCCAGGCAAUGACGCUGAUGGGACUGUCCCUUGGCAACAAACUCCAACAGUACACAAGAGGAAGGGUCAAAAGAACAAGAAAAAGAAAUCUGAAGGUGCUGAAUCUACACCAACGCUGUUCGAAGUCCCAGAAGUCUGGUAGCGAGAGGUGAAGCAUGUAGAGGCCGCUGUCUCAUACUGGGCUCCUGCACAGUCUCUCUUCCUAAGCACUUGGGAUAGUCUCCUUCAAGGUCGUACAGUACUAUAUUCAUUUGUUCAUCCAACAGCUGUGGAUACUGUGUCCAUAGCUACCAGCCAAGCUACAUAACUGGACUACUGACAGAGAACACAAGCCAUAACAGCAGCUGCCAUAUUUUGAUCCUACAUCAGAGGAGCAGGCAACUCCUCUGGGUAAACACACACAGAUGUACCACCAGAUCUUUAAUAUCGAAAUUAUUGUUCAUUUAUUCUCUGAUGUGUUCAGACUGGUAUCUGCCACCACAUCCACGUUGUCACUUUGGAAACAUUUACACGUUUUAAUGACGGAUACCUGUAGUCAGUCUUAUUUUUGUGAGGUGUGAGUUGUGAGGUGUGAGUUGUGAGGUGUGAGUUGUGUGAGUGUGAGAGUUUAUGCAUGUGAGGGACAUGUACAUUUUUCUCCCGUCUUUGUAUCCCUGUGAGUCAUAAAUUGUGAGAUAUACCACUUGACAGGUCCUAUAGUUUACAAAGUCAGGGUUAUUUAGUAUUUUAAUGCAGUCCAAUAUUUUUUCCAUUUU
Haplochromis burtoni (Burton's mouthbrooder) is the source of this 2771-nucleotide messenger RNA. RefSeq names its product poly(A)-specific ribonuclease (deadenylation nuclease) (gene parn). The transcript has 26 exons. The coding region runs from base 119 to 2158 and encodes 679 amino acids. Lineage: Eukaryota; Metazoa; Chordata; Actinopteri; Cichliformes; Cichlidae. Gene Ontology annotation, cellular component: cytoplasm; nucleus. Gene Ontology annotation, biological process: nuclear-transcribed mRNA poly(A) tail shortening. The record is from RefSeq and is a predicted model, not a curated record. Gene Ontology annotation, molecular function: poly(A)-specific ribonuclease activity; metal ion binding; RNA binding.